GGUUUCUUAUUUUUGUUAUCUUCUUGUGAUGCCAUCUACUGGGAGGCAACUGAGGAUGGAAAUUUCUCCUAUAGAUCUACUUUUGAAGAGAUAAGGAAUGGUCUGCCUGCAAAUUUUUCUUUUGCUCAUAGUUGACAUCCUUAACAAAAAAUGAAAAUAAAAAUGUUACAAUGGAAGAUCUUGAAUGGUAUCCUUCCUAUAACUGAUAAGCUGGGUAGGUUUCAAUAGAUGCGACAUCCUUCUAUGUGCCUUUUGUCAAAGAGUCAAAGUGACUUUAUGAAACAUCUUUUCUAUUGCUGUGAACAUGAGCAACCAACUAGGAGUUACUUCAUGGGCAUAUUUGGUAUCACUGCUCCCCCUAAUUGCUCUAUCAAACAAGUUUUGAGGUUAUGGUGGCACAAAUUUGGAAGCAACACACUGGUGGAUUUAUUUACAAAAAAAAUCUCUCUGGUAUUAUUUGUUGGCAUAUUUGGAAAGCUUACUUUAAAGGAACAUUUCCCUUUUUGGCAAACAAAACAGUGCCAAACAGUGUUCCUCCUAAAUAUGUUUGAAAACACAAAUGUGCUCUUUAUAUUGGGGCAGAGGGAGUAAUAUCUAAAUUUCUCAUCCCGUGCAACGCACGGGUGGAAUACUAGUACAAAUAAAAUUAUAGAAUAAGCAUUCAUAGGAGCAUUAAACUUUAAAAGGGGAUUAUGGCAGCCAUAUUAAGAUAGAAAUAAAUUUCAUCUUCGUAAAAUGCCAUUUUAAGAGACAUUGAUAUUUAUAGCGUCAAUAAUUGCAAUGGAAAAUCAUAUUGGAAAUACAAUCCUGCACUUUCAAAACAGUGGAUUUUAGUUAUUUCAAACUUUUAAUUCCUACAUAAGAAAACAAUAGGCUAAAAACAGAAAAAUAAAAAGAAUGGGAAAGGUAAGGCCUCUUAAACGGGAGUUUCAUUGCAACCACAUGUAGAUAAGACCAAAAGAGUCCUCAAAGAGUACCCUUGGAUUAGUAUAAUCAGAGGUACCUGUAACAAAAUAAAAAUUUCAGAAGACUCACAUAUAUACUUCCGCAAAACAUAACUUUGUGAGGCUCAAACAAUUGUUUAAGUUGUAUCAAAACUCAAUAAGCACUUCAAUCACCGAAUCCUUGAUUUUUUUUUAUCCAUUUGGACAGCAAGAUGAUUGAACUGCAUAUACAUUAACAUGACAUUGUCAAACUGCACGUCAAAUAACCAAAAUAAACCAGCAAAUACCUUGUUGCCAAGAUACACUCCAAUAACUCAAAACCCACCCUUAGAUAUCACCACUUAAGAGAGCCGUUUAAGGUUUUAAAGUAAUUAAAAAGAAUCAAAUGCUCAUAGACUUUCAUAAAUAAGAAUAUAUACUAUGAUAAGUUGGAGAAAUGAAACCAUCAAGGCAUCAAGAAUGUUAAAAUGAGGAAUAGGGAAUGAGGAGAAUAUAUAAUCUAAACCAAAAGGCAAAAUUGAGCUAUAUAAAGUUAAAAACUAAUCUUUUUUCAUAUUUACAUUUCAUCGAACACAUUAUGCUUUGGUGUACCCAAAACUCUCGUAAAAUUUGAAAACUAAAUUGAUCAACAAUAAAAGAACAUGGAAUAAGAGAAGAGACAGCGUACCCAGAGCGGCAAUAGCACAAAGUUCGGUAAUGUCAUAGAUUGAGAGCAAGUAGAUUGUAGACCUGAUGGUCUUGUACAUGGUAUUAUUUGGAGGUCUUCGCAUAUCAUAGCUGCGGAUGAAGUGAGAAAAAUCAGGCUGGAAAUUUGGUGAGAGCAGAGAAGAGGGAAAGGAUAGGGGCGUGAAGUUUCUGCAGUUUGCGAGGAGAAAGAACGUGAGGGAACCACGUGGCAGCAGAACGUGAAAGGAGAAAAACUUGGGUUGAGCUACACGUAGGAUUAAUGAAGGACAAAAUGGUAAUUUUAUGAGCUAUUUCUUUUCUAUGGUUCUAUCAGGUGGUAAAUAUAAUCAACCCAAUACUAAUUUGGUAAGUAGUUUUUGGUUUGGCGAAAAAAACUCGGAAAUAAGAUUAUUUUGGAAAGGGAAAACUGUCAAAUAGGUCAUCGAACUUUCAUAAAAAAAUCAAUUAAGUCCUUCUAUCGGAGACUCUGUCCGGUCGUCGCGAUUUGGGGCGGUUCCCGGUGGAAAUUUUUUAUGAAUUUUUUUAAGCAUCUUAUUCAUCAAGUCUAAUUUAUUCAUACCGAAUUUCAGCUAAAAAUUUAAUCGGGAGCGCAUUUACAUAAAUUCGAGAACGCAAAAAUGCGCAGUUAUCUUCAAGAAUUAAUUUGAAUGCGUUCCCGAUUGAAUUUUUAGUUGAAAUUUGGCAUGAGUAACUAGACUUGGUGAAUAAGUUGCUCAAAAAAAUUCAUAAAAAAAUUUCACCGGGAACUGCCCCAAAUCACGACGGCUGGACAGAACCUCCUAUAGAUGGACUUAAUUAACCUUUUUAUGAAAGUUCGAGAUCUAUUUAACAGUUAUGCCUUUUUGGAAACAAAAUCUUACUCCGUAUGUUGAGCAGUUGUACUUACGUAGGACUCUCGAACUACCUGUCCGAAACCAAACCAAACUGGUACUUGUUUGGGUAAAACGCGAUCCCACAAGUCAAAGACUGUGUGUGUAUAUAUAUAUACACAGAUGAGGGAGAGGCACCGUGAAUAAUUGAAUUGAAAAAAACCCUACCUACCUAUGGAUCGGAACGAUCAAUCGAAGAUGGAUGAUGAUGAUGAGCAUAGCCCGGUGCACGCAAGGUCGGAUUUACCUCUCCCCGGCGGCGGUGUGGUGGGGGUGGAAACCCGCAUACGUAUGAAGCAAGGCACUGAAGAAAUCAAGCUGUUUGAAUCUCGCACUUCGCAGCCGGGGAUUACGCGCGUAAAGGCUUACGUCGCCAAAGGCACGAUUGGCCGCAAACCCGGCUUAACGGUGUACAAAGCUACUGUGGUUGAAACCACAAUCAAAGAGUUGACUUUAGGAAGAAGCCACGGAACAAUGGUGUGGAAUGAGCCGCUUGCUGUCAAGGUGGCUGAUAAUCCACACUCCAUCUCAAUGCUCAGGAAUGAAGUCAGAAGAAGCUGCGGCGUCAAAAGCCGGCACCCCAAUUUGUUAGGGAUCCGGGAUGAUUCGCUUGUCCGCGCCGCUUCUCAUGAGGCCGGGAAGAACUCUAAGUACUUCGCUGCUGUCCUGAUGCCCGACUGUGGCUCUGUUAGGAACAUCAUGAGAAAACGCGGCGGCGGGUUUCAGGGCCGGGAGGAUCUCAUUCUCUGUGUGCUCAGAUCAAUUCUGAAUGCUCUUGACUUCCUUCAUCAGCAGCACAUCCCGCACGGAGAUAUCACCGCCGGCCACGUUUAUCUCACAUCCCCUCGCCGCUUCCACACUUGCUCUCCCCUCAAGUUGGGUUUUGCUGCCACCCUUUACCACGAGGACGAAACCGCCCCCGGGACAACCUGCUCUGCUUCAUUACCCAUGUCUUCCAUCUCCCAGUGGGCUGCUGCACCAGAAGUCGCAGUGGCCUCCCAUAAUAGUAAUACGGGUGAUUAUAAGCACUUGUAUUCUGAAGAAAAGGCUGACAUUUUCCCUAUUUCAUCAUUCUUGACAAAUUUUAAUACUAUCUAUAUAUACAUCUCUUAUAUAUGUAAAAUGUGGAAGGACGUCAGAUUGGUCCUACGCCCGUUACAACAGGCUCCAAAACGAAACGGGGCUCCCUUUGUUUUCCCGCCAAAGAGCCCUGCGAACAAUCCGUUUGUUUUCAUUCGUUCGCUUACCGAGAGGUUCGAUGUUGCUUGUUAGCCUGGUGAAAGUGUGGUCAGGUCAUGUGUGUGUCCUUGUUCAUUGGAGGGUACAGGUGCUGAUGGGUUGGACAGAAGCUUGUCUCUUACAAGCAGGGGCGGAACUACUCUCAUAGCUAAGGGGGCCAUGGCCCCUCCCAUUAUGUUUUUUAAUUAGUAGUAGUAUGAUAAUUUUUUUGGCCCCCUCCAAAUAUUGUUAUUCAAAACCUGGGGAAGAAAUCCUUAGUACUUGUAUAAACAAUUGUGCAUCAUUUGCAACUUGAUUUUUAGAUCCAGAACAUUAGUCCUAAUUAAAAGGGCAAUUUAAAAACUGGCCCAAACUAUGGUUUACAUC
Molecule: messenger RNA, 4105 nt
Organism: Cuscuta epithymum
Lineage: Eukaryota; Viridiplantae; Streptophyta; Magnoliopsida; Solanales; Convolvulaceae
Source: the annotation of a GenBank genome assembly